UCUUGAUGAGCUUGGAAAAUUGUUACAAAAUAAUUCACGAGUCUGCAGGUAUCGGUAGUAACAAACACAACGACAAAAACAACAACCAGAGCGACAACAUUAGUUACUUAGCUACAUUUUUAAAGCAAAGUACUUUCGACAAAAUUAAAUACCGCCAAACUAAACUAAAUCAUAAUCUAUUUGAUAUUAUAUGGCCAGCAAUAGAAAAAUCACACAAGAGCAGAAAAUUUGAUGACUACAUAAAUUGUGAUAUUGUUGCUCCAGAUUUUGAUGUUUUCGUUGUAUUUCAAGAAUUUUUGAUUCCGCUAAUUAAAGACAUGCAUUGUUUAAAUAUAAACCAAGCGUUGAAACCACGUAAUCGGUUAUUCUAUUUUCCAAUAAUAAAUGGGCAAAGAAAUGAGUUCAUUAACUAUGAAAUAGAUAGUUUUAACAAAUACGUGUCGGAAGUUUCUGUGGAAUGUUCACGAAAUUUAGACAAUUUCGAGUUACCUAUUAAUUUAAAUAUCUCUCAAAUUGAACAUGUUGAACGAGUGUUGCUUGAAAAAAUAUUGACAACAGAAUUUGGAAAAGUUAUCGGUGAACAAGAAGCUGGUACUUAUUACACGAUGAGCGAAAUUCUGGGUAAAUCAUCAGAUAUCAAAAAUAUUAUUAACAGCUCAAACUUAAUGAUGUCAAUAUACAACGAAUGUUUUGCCUUAAACGAUUCAAUUUGGCCAUAUGGUCGUGGAGUUUUUAUAAGUCAUAAAGGUGAUUUAGCCGCAUGGAUAAAUGUGCAAGAUCAUUUAAGAUUGACUGCUAGUACACCAAAAAAACAAUUAACAAACGCUGGGUAUGCUUACUCGAAAGUUGGCCGCGCUGUUGCGUAUCUAGAAAAUAAACUUCAAUUUCGAGAAAAUUAUUUUUUGGGUUAUCUAUCUUCAAGGCCAUCGUUUCUCGGAACAUCUUUAAAAAUAUCAACUGUCUUGACACUUCCAAAUUUAAUGAAGGAAAUCGAAAACUUGCGGCACUUAUGUAUUGUUCGUGGUCUUCGUAUGCUACCUAUGAACGAAAAAAAAUUCCAUUGCCGUGUUAUUAACAUGCGAAGCUUAGGAUGUACAGAAUGGCGAUUAUUUCAAGAUUAUUGCACAGCUAUUUCAAAUAUCGUGAAGCUGGAAGAUGAUAUGAAUUUUACAAACUCAAAGCAAAUUGCAGCAACAUUGGUCAAAAUAUUUAGAAGAAAGAAGAAUAUAAUAUGCAACACCUAGCAGAAAAGUUAAAUUGUGAAUUACAUUGCGAAAAAUUCUAACAACAAGCGGUCGUAAAAUAACUAAGAUAGAAAAAAACAAAUUAUAACAAAUAAUCUUCUUCGUAAACGCUUUGAUUUC
Molecule: messenger RNA, 1364 nt
Organism: Condylostylus longicornis
Lineage: Eukaryota; Metazoa; Arthropoda; Insecta; Diptera; Dolichopodidae
Product: arginine kinase
Exons: 1
Coding region: 6-1244 (412 amino acids)
Biological process (GO): phosphocreatine biosynthetic process
Molecular function (GO): creatine kinase activity
Source: RefSeq, a predicted model, not a curated record